AUGUCGCUGCUCUGCGUGCGAGUAAAGAAAGCUAAACUCCAAGGACCACCAGAUAAAUUCAAUACCUAUGUUACCCUGAAAGUGCAAAAUGUGAAGAGCACGACAGUAGCCGUGCGAGGUGAUCAACCCUGCUGGGAACAGGACUUCAUGUUUGAGAUCAGUCGGUUGGACCUGGGCCUAAUCGUUGAAGUAUGGAACAAAGGACUGAUCUGGGACACCCUGGUUGGGACCGUGUGGAUUGCGCUGAAGGCCAUUCAUCAAUCUGAUGAGGAAGGUCCUGGGGAGUGGUCUACGCUGGAGGCAGAGGUUGUAAUGAAACAUGAUGAAAUCUGUGGAACCAAAAACCCAACUCCUCAUAAAAUUUUGCUGGACACAAGAUUUGAAUUACCUUUUGAUAUUCCUGAAGAAGAGGCCAGAUACUGGACCAGAAAAUUAGAACAAAUAAAUUCACUGGGAGAUGAGUAUUCCUUUCAGGAGGAAGUCCAGAAGAAACCGUUGCCCAGUGCUGCCUCCCAGUGUUCCUUUGAAGAUGCUGACAGCGCUGUGGAUGAUCGAGAUAGUGACUACCGCAGUGAGACAAGUAACAGCAUUCCUCCUCCGUACCACACGACCGUGCAGCCCAAUGCCUCUGUGCACCAGUUCACUGUGCCAUCACGCCUGCAGCAGCAAGGGGUCUUGAGGGAAACCUGUGCUGACUCCUUACAGAACUAUGAUCUGGAUUAUCAGGAGCAUGUGGCCAUCAGGUAUCCUCAGGAAUAUGACACAAUAGAUAGGAGAAGGAAAAAGAAGCUACGAUACCAUUUUGAAGAGAGUGAACAAAUAAGCCUGCGAAGUAAUGAAGGUCUACGGUUUCCUGGGGAGAAAACGGUUUAUUUCAAUGGUGUGGCAACUAAUUCUGAACCUAGUGAUGAUUUCCCAGUAUGUGAUAGAACUGGGAAGUAUACCGGUAGCUCUGAAGGUAAGGAGCAGUUGCCUGCUUAUCCCGUCCUGCGUCCAUACAAAAAUGGCUUAAUGGUUAAAAGUGGCAGGUUGCUGAACAAGCAGGGAGUGAACCAUGAGGGCUCACUUCACCUGAGUAACAGUGAUGAUGUGCAAGUCAUAGGCAUGCCAGAUAACACUUUUGUGCCUGUGGAUAUCCUUGAGGAAUUUGACAGCAGUGCUUCUGAUGAGUUCCAGUACUCACCUGUUUCGGAUGAUGAAAUAGAGGAACUGGCUUCUCUUUCACAAACAUGGUCUGAUUCUGAUAUCAGCCAUCUGAGAAACUUCACUGUUAAUUACCCUGCAAAUCUGGGCUCCCAGGUGAAAGGUAGUUGUGAUAAAAACCACAAGGCUAAAGGGAGCAAGCAUGGUCAUCCUAUGCAAGACUUAACACUCUCUCCUGUUGAAGAGCCCAGUGAGGAGUACAUAGACACGAUGGAUGAGCUACAGUGUCUGGUAGAAUCAGUUUCAGAAUACUUGGCUGAAAAGGAGGAAGAAAUCAACAAAUUUGGUACGUUGACAGAGACCAGGAAAAAUGUUGAGAGCAUGUCAGUGAAGCAGGAUAAUGCUGAUAAUUCAGUAGAGGGUAAGAAGUCUGAACAGACCAAGCAUCCUGCUGCAGAGGAGAGUACCAAGGUCAAAUCUGAAUCUCUCCCAGACUUGUCAGGUGUUAAGAAUACAGUGAAUUCCCUGUUCAGCUCUUUCACUGAAAAGGUGGGGUCAAGCACAAAGCAGCUUACAGCCUCUGUUGAAAAGCUUGUUUCUGCCACUCCAGAGAAAACAGAAACCAGAAACUCAUCAGAAAGUGGAAUCUCAAAUGUUCUUCCUGGUAAGUACAAAAGUGAGAGUUCGUCUUCUGGAGUGACAGCAGAUAAUAAAGCUGACACCAAGUUCUCCAUUCACUCUUUGCUACCAUCCCAGGUGAGUGGUGAUAAAAAGCCCCAGAACAUAAACCCCAACAAGCCAGAAACCACUGAGGUGGACAGUAAGGCUUCCAUGCCACAUGAUCUCCAGCAACCACAAGGAACAACCACCGGCACCCAGCAGAACAAACAUUCGGUUGUGAAUUCUGUUCUAGGCAUGUUCAAUCCUUUAAAGAUCUUCUCUGAGAAGGAAGUGCCAAAACAAGAAGUCAUAAAAGAGGAACACACCAAAGAGGACAGCCAUGCUGUGAAAGUUGAUGAGGCAAACAGAAGUGAGAAACCAUCUGAAGAGAUGGCAGCCAAGACCAGCAGGAUCAUUCCAGAGACACGGACAAGGCAGAAAGAAAGUACAUCUGGGCAUUUUAAAGGCCAUAAGUCUGAGGAGGAUGUAAAUCAAAAUAGCUCAUCGAACGAACACUCAUUUCCUUUCGCUGGGAAACUUUCUUUUCUCAGUGGGUUGGGUUUUUCAGAAAAGCAGGAACAUAAGAAUGAAAAAGGAGAGCAGUACUCAGCUUAUCCAGAAACAAGAAGCCAUCCUAGCUUUGAAUGGGAAUAUGAAGUGGGGGAGCUGACUGGCACUCGUGAAAUAGCAGUACCAGUUUACUAUGUGUUAAACCAGAACUCUGUUCUGCCCCCUCAGUUCUUGGACUGGCCUGAAAGUGAUGCGGUAGUGAAUCUCUGUAAGAAGGAUGGGAAUGCAAAUGUGAUGGAUUGGCAGACUAAUGCCAAUUUUGAUGGACAAAGUUUAGAUUUAAGUGUGAUGUCCUAUGAGUCAUUUGACCAGUUGAUGCUUCGAGAUGUUUAUUCAGGAGAAAAUGAUGCAUGGACCACUGAUUCUGUCAAUGACAGUUACCAUAACUUUUCACCGUUUCAAAGAGAUGGCAGUUACUCAUUAGAAGAGUUACCCAUGGAUUUAAGCUACUCCUCUGGCUGUGAUGGAGCUAUGUGGACUCUAAUUGACGAAGAGACUGUAAGUAUGGAUGAGAGUUUUAUGUACUCAUCCUAUAGCCAGGAGUAUCAGGAGUGGCUGAUGAUGCUUGAGCAGGGUAUAUGGUGGCCAUCAGAAGAUGGUGACUGUGGAUAUUACAUGUACAGUGAUAACCAGUAUGUGUAUUCACUACUCACUGAUCCCACUGGACAAUAUGUCUAUGUAUGUGCUCCCGAAGCAUAUUCCUAUCCGGACUACUGGGAUUAUAAUUUUCAGAUGGAUUCCAUUCCAAGUGCUGCCCUAGAAGACAACACGAUUGCUGUUUGUGGUUUUAAAGUCCCUCUUGGCAGUGAAGAUGAGCUGUUUUGGUUUGCUGAAGAGGAGUCUUUUGGUGAUUAUACAACAAAUAAGCCCCUGGACCUGUCAGUAGCUUUGCAGAGGAGUGAUCAGCUGAUGAACAUGAAUUUGGAGACCUUUUCACAAAUGUUUGAAGAAUCCAUUUAUUAUCAGAGAGAGCAGCCCUUAGACUUCUCAAGUUAUAAACUUCAAAAACUCAAAGUAGAUUUUAGACCUGAAAAGGAAACCUUGAAUUAUUCAGAGGAAUCUCCGCUAACCCUUGAUCUCCGAACACAUUCCAGAGCAGCUUUAAAUAAAUCACUGAAUGGCAGGCCCAUACGAGAAGAGAGACCCGUUAAAGCAACACCAUCUUCCAAGCAUCUUGAAGGGCAUGCAAGUAUUAAUGAAUCGAGUCAGUCACAGCCAAAUCAGAGCCAGCCAACCACUGAGCCUGAGGAGACGUUAUUUAAGAGCGCUCUGAAGUUGUUCAGCCUUGGAGAAGAUUCUCUUGCAAGCUCCACUGCCAACAAACCACAAGCUUCUGGGUUUUUUGACUUCUUUAAAACACAAGUAAGCAAAGCCCCACAGCCGUCACCAGAUCUGGGAAGAAGUCAAAGUGACAAACCAGAAAAGGUGGUACAGCCAGAACAGAAGGAAACCUCCAGCUUCUCAUCGUUAUUUGGAUCCCUUGGAGAUCUCUUCAAAGCGGAGCCUGUGCCUGCUCAACCAACCUCAAGUACUCUUCCAAAAACCGGGAUCAGAACUGAGUCGAGACAACAGAAGGAGAAGUCUGGAGGCCUUCAGAGUGCCAGCAUGCCAUGUCUGUCCUCCACCCAGAAGGAAGGGGUGAGAACACAGGGCACGGAUGGGCAGGUUUCUCCUAGCCCCGGGGUGCAAAUGGAACAACGAAGCAGAAAAGCUGAGGAGGAGUCUCCUGAGAGUAAAAAAGUGCUUCCUGGGAACAUGUCACAGAAGGCAGUGGGUGUACACCCCAAAAUUGGCCAGCUGAGUCAGUCAGCUGUGCAGCAAAGCGGUGUACCCACGGUGACACCAAAGCAACAGCGAGGAGAUCGUUCAGGAGCCCCAGUUACUCAGGCAAAACCAAAGCCAGAUGAAGCACGUAAAGAGUCAGGCUUCAGUUUGCCAUUCAGCUUUUCUGAUAUCACUGCUUCGAAAUCACAGCCAGCACAGCCAGCCAGUAGGAGCAUAUUCUCCUUCUUCACGGGAUCAGAUGAGGCAAAGCCUUCACCACCUGCUCCUGCUAGUGGGAAGCAGCAGGAAACAGAGGGACUGUUUCAUCUGCCUUCCUUCUUCUCCAGCGGUCCAACUGCUGAGAAGAGCAUACCUCAAAGAAGUACUAGCUUUAGCUUCUUCAAUUUGACAUCCUUUUUGGAUGAGAAACCACAAGCUGCUCCAAGACAGGAGAAUAAUACAAAACCAGCUAAGCCAGUGAACUCCAAGCCAUAUGUGAAGCAAAAUAUUGCCACCGACUCUAGUGUCAAAAUUAGCAGUUCUGCCAGGCAACAGGAAGCAAACAAUAAAGAAGAAGUUGAUAUUAUUGCAGCAGUCACUGGCAAACAAACGAUCCCAGAAAUGAUCCAAGAGAAUAAAUCAGAAACACUGGCAGUGGAAACUGUAGAAAGUGUUGCUGAGGUAGCUGAACAGAGUGACUUAGAGAAGCCUCCACAGACUGAUGACACUGCAGUAAGCAAUGUAGCUGCCUCUGGUCCUUGCCUUCAGACUCCCAGUGUGCAGGAGGGCUCUCAGGGCCAACAGGCUAUUUCUUUAGAAGAAGAUACUUUGGAUAGCACAGGGAAAAUGGACAGUGCUGCAUUUCCUGUUGAUAAAGAAGAGCAUAAUUCUUCAAAAGAGGAAAUUUCUGAAAAGGAGGAUUCUAGCAUGGCCUCAGGGGACAAAAUAGAUUCCCAGGGUCUAAAUGACUUAAAUAGUGUGAAUGACAUUAAAGAUGAAGUGAUCUCUGGAGAAGUGUGUGUACAGAAUGAGUUGCCAGAACGUAAAUUACCUGAACAAACCCUUGGUGAAGGGUUACAACAAGCACAAGAGCCACCAUCUCCUUCUAAAAUGGCAGAGGCACCUAAUUUGCAAAACAAACCUAAGGAAUCUGAGAGUGAUAAAUCAGUGCUGGAUUCUUCAGUUGAAAUGUUUUCAAGUUUUAUGACAAAAAUGAAACCGCCCAAAACAUUAUCUGGUUUCUUUUCCCAGCCUCAAGCUACUGCACCUCCCACUGCACAGAAGAAAAGCUCCUCUUUCUUUGGUUUCUCGUCCCUCCCAAGUAGCCCAGCACCAGCUUUCACAAAUGAUCUCUUUGGCAUCUUCAAAGGUCCCAAAGAGUCUCCAAAAGAGGUGCCUCCAAAAUCCACCCCUAAACCUCAAAGCAGUGGUGUGAAAGAUGUCACUGCGUCUGUUCCAGCAAAAGACUCUAGAGAGACAGAAAACACAGCUGCAGCCAGAGAGUCUAAAAGAGAUGUCAGGAGCUCUCUGAAGGAGGAUGUAGUACCUGUUCCAACAGAAGAGAACUCCACAAAAGAGUCUCCUGUGAAAACAGAAACUGAGGAAAACAGGAACUCUGAAACCUGCAAAGAGGAGCCAUUGAUGAUCACUCCAGAAACAGCAGUGUCUAGUGAAAAUCAAUCCCUUGAGGUUAUGGAGCUGGACAAUGAUGCACAGCCCUCUGAGGUAGUAGAUACUAAGCCAUGCCAGUCUGAUUUCAGCAAUGCCAUUGAUACAGUGCAGGCUGAGGCCUCUGACCAGACUGAUGGAGAUACAUGCCAGCUUGAUGUGGGAUCUUCACAUGUACCUGAGGAACAGGCAGCUCCUACAAACAGUGCAGCUACUGACAUCCUUCAGGCUGGCUCUACUGAGGAGCUUGCAGUGGAAAUGGAAGCCACAGCUAAUAGGGAAGACACAAACCUUUCCCAGUUGGAUGAGAGUGCUGUACUUGAGUCUGAGCCUGUUGUUACAGGGGAUCAGGCCAAUGCUGUCAUUGAUCAGCAGGACAUGAUCAGUAAUAAUGGUAGAGAACCCCCACCUCCAGCUGAUGAGCCCAGUGUUCAUGUGCUCCAGCUGAAUGAAGAGAAGACAAGUGAGCCAGAACAGAAACAGCAAGCUGCUGAGCAUUCAGCAGCUGUUGAGGUGCCUGCAAUAGGCACUGCUUCCAAAUGUGACUUGAAGAAACCUAAUAGUGUUGCUCCAGAUGCGAACAGUAAUAAACCAGUGUUUGAAAUACCAAGCAUGCCCAGUUUGCCAAAAUUCAGCUUUAUGUCAUCUGCUGAUAGUGCAAAGCCAUUUGGGUCAUUCUUCUCUCAGCAGCCACCCUCAGUUAACAAAGCAGGGGCAGAUCAGGGCCUCAUGUCCAGCUUUAAGAAACUUUCUUCUACUCUCUUUGAAGGAGGCAGUGAAGAAAAGGUGGGUAAACCAGAGAGUGCCCAAGGAGCAGUUCCUGCUGGCAGUAGUAGAUAUGGCUCCUCUUGUAAUGUCAGCCAGGGAAGCUCUCACCUCAGUGAGCUGGACCAUUCCCAUGAAAGUGCCCAUGGCUCUGAGCAAGAAGAUGAUCACCAGGAAAGAGUCUCGAAUCAUUCCUACCACAGUUCAGGCAGCUACCAGAAGGAUGGUCAGGCAUGGCACAGGGAGCAAGAGGAACCUCAUGGCAAAGGAGAGGAGAAGAUCUGUGAGACAGAGGAGAAACGUGCAGACCGUUCUGUAGCUCUGGAACUUGAGAAGCCCAAGGAUGUUGAUGCAGGAGUCCAUGUGAGCUACCACAGCGAUAAUGAGGCACCACCAUUUCCUCGAGCAAGAGCCCAUUGGAUUAGAGCUAUUAGCAAAGUUCGACUGCGGCUUCAAGAGAUACCUGAUGAGGCUGAUCCAUCAAAACCACCGUGGCUCAAAGGAGGGCCUGCAGGUGGUCUCUAUGGCAUCGAUAGCAUGCCCGAUCUGCGCAAAAAAAAGCCAAUUCCACUUGUCAGUGAUCUGUCACUGGUUCAGUCCCGGAAAGCCGGAAUUACCUCAGCAAUGGCCACUAGAACAUCUCUCAAAGAUGAAGAGCUGAAAUCUCAUGUCUAUAAGAAGACCUUGCAAGCCUUAAUUUACCCCAUCUCAUGUACAACCCCACACAACUUUGAAGUGUGGACAGCCACAACCCCUACCUACUGCUACGAAUGUGAGGGGCUGCUGUGGGGUAUUGCACGGCAGGGAAUGCGCUGCGGAGAAUGUGGAGUCAAGUGCCAUGAGAAGUGCCAAGACUUGCUCAACGCUGACUGCUUACAGAGAGCAGCAGAGAAGAGCUCGAAGCAUGGAGCUGAAGACCGAACGCAGAAUUUCAUCAUGGCAAUGAAGGAUCGCAUGAAAAUCCGGGAGCGGAACAAGCCAGAGAUCUUUGACUUGAUUAGAGAUGUGUUCUGUGAGAGCAAAUUGACACAUGCUCAGCAGAUGAAGACAGUGAAGCAGAGCGUGCUUGAUGGCACCUCAAAAUGGUCAGCAAAGAUUACGAUCACAGUGGUGUGUGCUCAGGGUCUGCAGGCUAAAGACAAGACUGGGUCCAGCGAUCCAUAUGUAACCGUUCAAGUGGGUAAAACAAAGAAGAGGACAAAAACGAUUUUUGGGAAUCUGAACCCUGUAUGGGAAGAGAAGUUUUACUUUGAGUGCCAUAAUUCUUCUGACCGAAUCAAGGUGCGAGUCUGGGAUGAAGAUGAUGACAUCAAGUCUCGUGUCAAGCAGAGACUGAAGCGCGAGUCAGAUGAUUUCCUGGGGCAGACAAUCAUUGAAGUCCGUACUCUUAGUGGAGAAAUGGAUGUGUGGUACAACCUUGAAAAGCGAACAGAUAAGUCUGCAGUGUCUGGGGCUAUUCGCCUACAAAUCAGUGUGGAGAUUAAAGGCGAGGAGAAGGUGGCUCCAUAUCAUAUUCAGUACACUUGCCUUCAUGAGAACCUCUUUCACCAUCUCACAGAUGUGCAAGGGAAUGGGGUGGUGAAGAUCCCUGAUGCCAAAGGAGAUGAUGCCUGGAAGGUGUAUUUUGAUGAGACAGCUCAAGAGAUAGUGGAUGAAUUUGCAAUGCGUUACGGCAUUGAAUCUAUAUACCAGGCCAUGACGCAUUUUGCAUGUCUCUCCUCUAAAUACAUGUGCCCAGGCGUGCCAGCUGUGAUGAGCACCUUACUUGCCAAUAUCAAUGCUUAUUAUGCGCACACCACUGCCUCCACGAAUGUGUCUGCUUCGGACCGCUUUGCAGCCUCCAAUUUUGGGAAAGAACGAUUUGUGAAGCUUCUGGACCAGCUUCAUAAUUCACUUCGGAUUGAUCUCUCAAUGUACAGGAAUAACUUCCCAGCCAGCAGCCGGGAACGGCUGCAGGACCUGAAGUCUACAGUGGAUUUGCUGACCAGCAUCACUUUUUUCAGGAUGAAGGUCCAAGAGCUGCAGAGCCCACCCAGAGCCAGCCAGGUUGUGAAGGACUGUGUGAAAGCUUGCCUCAACUCCACCUAUGAGUACAUUUUCAACAACUGUCACGAGCUGUACAGUCGCGAGUACCAGACAGAUCCUAACAAAAAUCAAGACCUUCCUCCUGAGGAACAGGGCCCCAGCAUCAGGAACCUGGAUUUCUGGCCCAAGCUCAUCACUUUGAUAGUUUCCAUCAUUGAAGAGGACAAGAAUUCUUAUACCCCAGUCCUGAAUCAGUUUCCUCAGGAGCUUGCUGUUGGGAAGAUCAGUGCAGAGGUGAUGUGGAGUCUUUUUGCCCAGGAUAUGAAAUACGCCAUGGAAGAGCAUGAGAAACACAGACUGUGUAAAAGUGCAGACUAUAUGAAUCUACACUUCAAAGUGAAGUGGCUGUACAAUGAAUAUGUUCGUGAUCUGCCUGCCUUCAAGGGAAAAGUGCCUGAAUAUCCAGCGUGGUUUGAGCAGUUUGUGAUGCAGUGGCUGGACGAAAAUGAAGAUGUUUCCUUAGAAUUCCUGCAUGGUGCUCUGGAGAGAGAUAAAAAAGAUGGGUUCCAGCAAACAUCCGAGCAUGCUCUGUUCUCCUGCUCAGUGGUGGAUGUCUUCACCCAGCUCAAUCAGAGCUUUGAGAUCAUUAAGAAGCUGGAGUGCCCAGACCCCGUCAUUGUUGCUCAUUAUAAUAGGAGGUUUGCUAAGACUAUUGGGAAAGUGCUGAUGCAGUAUGCUGACAUUCUCUCCAAGACCUUCCAGUCCUACUGUUCCAAGGAGAAACUGCCUUGCAUCCUGAUGAAUAACGUCCAACAACUGAGGGUGCAGCUAGAGAAGAUGUUUGAAGCCAUGGGUGGUAAAGAGUUGGAUGCAGAAGCAAGUGACCAUCUCAAAGAGCUCCAGGUGAAGCUGAACAAUGUUUUGGAUGAGCUGAGUGCUGUGUUUGGUAACAGCUUUCAGACUCGUAUUGAUGAAUGUGUCAAGCAAAUGUCUGAUAUCCUCUGUCAAGUGAAAGGGACGGGAAAUGUUGCUGCUAAUGCCAGAAACACCGUUGCACAGGAUGCAGAUAAUGUCCUGAGGCCAUUGAUGGAUUUCCUGGAUGGAAACCUGACACUGUUCGCAACCGUGUGUGAAAAGACAGUGUUGAAGAGGGUGCUGAAAGAGCUCUGGAGGGUAGUAAUGAAUACCAUGGAGAAGCUGAUUGUGCUGCCUCCUCUGACAGAUCAUACGGGCACACAAUUGAUUUUCAGUGCUGCUAAAGAACUGGGACACUUGUCAAAGCUGAAGGAUCAUAUGGUGAGAGAAGAAACUAGGAGUCUCACUCCAAAGCAGUGUGCUGUUUUGGAUCUGGCACUGGAUACGAUCAAACAAUAUUUCCAUGCUGGUGGGAACGGACUGAAGAAAACCUUCUUGGAGAAGAGUCCAGACCUGCAGUCACUUAGAUAUGCGCUCUCUCUCUACACUCAGACCACAGACACUCUCAUCAAAACCUUUGUCCAGACUCAGACAGCUCAGGGCUCUGGUGUGGAUGAUCCUGUGGGGGAAGUGUCUAUACAGAUCGACCUGUAUACCCACCCUGGAACUGGGGAACACAAGGUCACAGUGAAAGUUGUGGCAGCCAAUGACUUGAAGUGGCAGACAUCUGGCAUGUUCCGUCCAUUUGUGGAAAUCACCAUGAUUGGGCCCCAACAGAGUGACAAGAAGAGGAAGUUCACAACCAAGUCAAAGAGCAACAACUGGGCUCCCAAAUACAAUGAAACCUUUCACUUCAUAUUGGGAAAUGAAGACGGUCCUGAUGCUUAUGAGCUCCAAGUCUGUGUGAAAGACUACUGCUUUGCUCGGGAGGACAGGGUACUGGGAAUAGCAGUGAUGCAGCUGAGAGACAUAGCAGACAAAGGAAGCUGUGCUUGCUGGUGCCCCCUGGGGCGCAGGAUCCACAUGGAUGAGACUGGACUUACAAUCCUGAGGAUUCUCUCUCAAAGAACCAAUGAUGAAGUUGCCAGAGAAUUUGUAAAGUUGAAAUCUGAGUCCCGCUCCACAGAGGAAGGCACCUGAGCUGAGCUGUGUAGUGUUCCCUUUUCUCUUCUGCCUUGUGCCAAUAUGUGCAAGUGUUCAACAAUUCUUUUAUUAAUCACAAAAGUUUCUUUCUUGUUGUCUUUGUCAGCUCUGAUAGCGCACGUGUGCUGUACAGGAAACAAACCCAUCAGUCUGAUGUGAGUUAUUUAUUUUUUAGUAGCUGGGUUAAGACACCAUAGAGAAUGAGACAGUCUCUUGUUAUUUAAGAUGCGAAUUCUGCUUUGCAUAUAUAAAUUAUUUUAUAUUGGAGGCUGGGUAUGCUGGGUUUUGUUGAUAUGCAGCACUGUGAUUUUAUCCUCUGAAGUUGGCAGAUGUUGAAAAGGUUCUACAUAAUCACACUACGAUACAAACACACAACUGUGUGGAAAUUGGGAGAAGAAGAACGAUUUGGGGCUUUGGCAAAUCACAGUUAUCUCUCAUUGAAUUCAUGUACUGUGGAGCUGCCAGUGGAUGUUCUGGCACAGGUUAUACCGAUGUCCCAAUAUGAUACGCAGACACCUCAACGUCUGCUUACAAAAUAAGUUGCAAAUUGCUCUGAAGAUGCACACCAGAUGAAUAUGACCGUGGAUGUGCUGCUGUGAGCAUGGAUGAGAUCAGUUGGACAAGUGCAGAGUGGCCUAAGAUCUCAUAGCCAAAAGCUGCAAAGACAAUACAGCAGGAGCAGACUGCAGCUGCCCUGCUAUUGUAAUUAGAUUGUGUGUCUCGGAGAAUAUAAAUCCCCAUGUGCUGCUGGGAAAUCUGCAUCACCACGGGGUUGCUGUAAGCUGCUGAACUCCGCAAGUCACACUUUGGCUACCGUGACUGACACGGUAAGGAAGGGAACAACAUUAGAGCCAUGACAAAUAGCAUGGCUACUAUAUACUUCUUCUGCUUAGAUACUCUUUCAUUAGUUAUUUGACAUAGGGUUGGAUAAUUUAAUACUUGCAGGCUUUCUGUAGCAUUUUGUUAUCCUGUAGUAGCUGAGACCAUUCCUCACUAUGAACCCAGAAAUGAUGGCUUGCUUGGGAGAGAUCAGCACGUCUCCCCUCUGUAAGCACUCAGUCUGGAGUGCUGGUCAAAGAGCAGCAGGUCCAUUCGGUUUAUCUUGAGUCUCUGUUGGCCGUGCUGCAGUUGAUCUGUGCUGUUUGUCAUUAAUCUGUGUUUUAACUAUACCAUUGAAAAUAUUUUUGCACUGUCUUAAAGAAGCAUCCUUGUUUUGUUUUCUUGCAAAACAAAACACUGUCCUGAGCAAAGUGAUAGCAGGGAGGUCAGAAUUUCUGACUGAAAAUUCAGAAGCAGGAAGGUCUGGAGAAGUGGCUACACCUGAGGUAUGUUUGUUGGAGGGUUCCUAUUGUUUUGGGGAUACUUUGGGGAUAUAUUUUUGCUAUUUCCAGCUGCCCUUGUGCUCUGGAAAGGGCAGCUGGAACAAGCCAGUCCUUGCCCAUGAAGUACUGUAAUACUGUCAAUAAAUAUAAGGACUGUGUAUUGAAUGACCUUUUUUUUUCUUUUUUUUUCUAUUUUCUCUGACACUUGUACAGCUGUGUAACUCCUAUUUCAUGGGCCUGCCCAUAGAGCUCUGAGAUGGCACAUCUGCUUUGUUGUUGUCCAUGGUGUGUUAUAAUAGCGCUCUUCAAAACUCCAUGCUAUUUGUCAUGAUUUUGAAUCAUUGUACGUGCCAUUGUUAUGAGAACUG
Molecule: messenger RNA, 12343 nt
Organism: Melopsittacus undulatus (budgerigar)
Lineage: Eukaryota; Metazoa; Chordata; Aves; Psittaciformes; Psittaculidae
Gene: UNC13B
Product: unc-13 homolog B
Exons: 44
Coding region: 1-10650 (3549 amino acids)
Biological process (GO): synaptic vesicle priming; dense core granule priming; synaptic transmission, glutamatergic
Cellular component (GO): neuromuscular junction; presynaptic membrane; terminal bouton
Molecular function (GO): phospholipid binding; diacylglycerol binding; calcium ion binding
Source: RefSeq, a predicted model, not a curated record